AUGGACAGGGAUGAAGAAACAUUUUCGUCGGAUGAGUCUGGAUUUACGGAGCAGGACAUCAGAGACCACGUGGACAUUCUGUUCCGAACCAGUGACGUGGAGGAAACUGGAUUAGUCCCUGUGUCAAGCAUCAUUGAGUAUCUGAGAAUCCAUACCAGUUUUGGUGAAAAUGAAGAGGAUUUAUCAUUCCUUGUAAGGCUGGCAGACCCAGGGGGAAAUAACCCUUGUCUGACUCUGGAGCAGUACCGACAGAUCAUGUGGCAGUGGAUUAAACAGCUACAGGUCGGAUCAAGAGAUUCAAGUGAUGGAGGCUCUGAGUAUGAAGAUUUCCUAUCAGACUCAUCUAAUAGAGUGUCCUCGCAGUCUAGCUCAGUCAAAGAUCCUGCAGGAAGUUCAGACCUAGGAUCAUAUCCCAGACAGGAUGAAAAAUAUGGAGUGCAUCAGAUGGGGGCCCCUCCUGAGGAGGUACAACAGUACCUGGACAAGAUCCAUGAACUUCAGUUCCAGAACAGUAAGUUAACAGAGGAGAACGACACACUACAACAGCAGAUCUACAGUCAGGAGGAGAACCUAAGCCAGAGUAAUGCCACCAAUGAUAGCCUAGUCAGGAAAGUCAAACAUUUGCAAGAAGCCAUUCAGCUGAAACAACAGCAGGACAAUGAAAAUGAGGAACUAAUUCUGAGACUUCAGGACCAGAAACAAGAACUCCAUCAUAAGAUAGAUAGUCUUACAGGUGAUUUAGAUCGUUUAAAGACAAGCAACAAAGAACUGAAGGGAAAUAUUGUAGAAUAUGAGCAUAAGAUAGAGCAGAUGACAGAGGUAAAAAGAGCACAAGAAAUCCAACUGUCAGAGAGGUUUGAGGAGCUGAAGAAUCAACAGAACCAGCUGCUUUAUUUGUCAAACACUGUUCAGGAACUGAAAGUGGAGAACACAGACCUUCAAUCUAAGCUCAACCAGUCUAAUGAAGCCUUUAUAAGCCUUAAACAGUCCACUGAAUACAGAGAGAAGGAGGACCAUUUUACAAGGUUUCCCUGUAGUACCCCAAUCAAGAAGAACAGCUCCAUCUGUAUGGAAUUGAAAGGAAUGUUGGAGAGUGGGGAUCACAUGCCCUCUCCCUUGUGUGAGAAAGAAAUAGAUGAAAUGGACCAGAUCUUUCCUUUGUUUUCCUUGGAUGGUGAAGACAUGGAGGGGAGUGAUCCAAACAUCAGUAUUUACUCUGUUUCACUGAAAGACGACCUCACCAUGGAUGUAUCCAAAUUUAUGGAGAAAUACCAGAAUAAACAAGACACCCUGCUGGAGGAGAUCCGAGAAUUUCUGGGGGCAGGGGGAGCCUCGGGGGAUGGAUCCUUUACUUCAGAAUUUGUCAGGAAGGUGGAGGACCAAAUGUCUAAAUUGUCACAAAGGGUGACCACUCUCGCUCAAGCCAAGACAGAUGUGGAUAAAAGGUUAUGUAGCCAGAAGAAAAAAGUGAAGAAGCUUAAAGAAGAGAAUGCUGUUCUGAAGGAUGCGGCUGAUGAUGUGAUGGAGAAUAGAAUCUCAUGGGACUCGGUGACAGACAAACGACUCCUGAUUCUAAAGGACCAGAUAGAUCAGGAGAGAGCCCACAUCAAGUUUAUGGAGAGAAAGUUGAGAGGAAAGGAAAGAACUGCUGUCAUUGUGGAUAAAAACAAAAAAUCGGGAGCCGAGAAAGUUUUAAAGCUGGAAAUCUAUAAACUACAAAGUUUGAAUAAAGACCUAACAGAGAAAAAUAAAAAGCUACAAGGUAAAGUCAAUGGAUUGAUAGAUGAGGUAGAGAAAGCACACAGAGAUAUUGAGAACCAGCAAACUAAAGUGAAAGACCUAGAGGCAGAGAAGGCAGUACUAGAGGUGGAACGUCAGCGAGCUGAGAACCAGCUAACAGAGAAAAUCCAGGAAUGUAAAAUGAGAAGCGAUCAGUCACUUUCAUUCCUUCACUCCAGAAACAGAGAGAAUAGUGAGCUAAGGAAAACCACAGACAUGAGUGGUGUUUUGCCCUUUGAUCUUGUAGCCACACAGACCCAAGCUGUCAGGGAGGAACCCCCAUCAAAAUUGCCUUCUCUAAAGAACAACAUAUGCACAGAUGAAAAAAAUGUAAAGAGUGUGCAGCAGUCUAUGGAACAUUUACAGCUGGAUGUGGGGAGGGUUAAUGAGGGGGAGGAAUACAUAGACGAUGGUGGCUGUCAAGUGGAGGGGCAUUUGUAUGACCUGUACAAUGGUGGGGGGCAGAGAAGACACAGUUAUCAGGCAGCAAUUGACAAUCACAAUUGUCCACCUGGAGAACAGCACUACCCAAGGUGCCGCAGCGGUAGCUUCCAGGCGGCCAUUGAGGGGGGUCAGAAAGAGGAAAGGGAGGUGGAGGUCCCUGAAAGCUUAGUUCAGAUUUUACCUACUAGCAUGGCAAAAGAAAGUGGGGAUGGUUUUCAUUCCUAUAUUUCUUCAUAUAAUUACUUGGAGGAUUGUUCCACAUCCAUGAAAAUGUCAAAGUCUCACGGUACCUCAGCAUAUUCCCAGAGUCCCUCCCCGUUGUGUUACUCAGUCUGUGAUAGUGUACAAAGUACUGGUGCUGUGGGUUGUGGUGGUGAUUUUACUGUGAAUUCUAGUUACUUGACUUGUACAGACACCUCUCAUAACCACUGUGAUGUCAUGAUAAAACAGUUGUGUGGAAGCGGUGGUGAUGUCACUGACAGACAGACAGGUAACAAAGGCAAAGAGUUGUGUGAUAUGGACCCUGAUUUCACUGAUGGACAGAUAGGUGAUAAAAGCAGACAGUUUGGGACACAGUGGAGGGACAAUGCAGAAGACAGUGCUGGUACACUUGAGGACACAAGUCUAAAACAUAGAUUGGAUGACUUAAAUGACACACCUGAAGAACCAGAUGUGAUUCAGGUAACAAAAUCUGGAAAAAAUAACACAGUUGACAUCAAGGCCUUAGUAGCGCCCUCUACCAUAAGCAUCAAUCCAUCAAUAUCAACAGCCACCACCUUAAACUCAUCAGAUGACGAAACAUGCAUAGAACACAUCAAAACAGCAUCUCCACCCACCACAGUAGCUGACGUCAACCGCCAAAAGGAAAGUACAGCUGUCAUGUCAAAGGUCAAAGAUGGGGAAAAGGAGGCCUUGGAGUCAAAGGUCAAAAAGAAGGAAGAGUUGAAUGAGGUCAAAGUUGAGAAGUCUAAAGGUCAAGACAAAGAAAAAGAGCGGGCAGACACAGAGGAGGGGGAUAAGGAUGAUGAUAGCAUUACUGUAACCAGUAACUUAAUAAGGCAGCUAGAGAAACUGAAUCUCAGUGACAGUUCAGGAUCUAGUGACAUAUCUGCAGGUGGAUUCAAGUCUUCACCAUACCUCAAGAAAAUCAGACAGGGAAACCUUGCCAAGCGUCGGGAGCAGAUGAAGUUCCUAAGGAUGCCCGAUCUGAAUGAGAUGCAGGAAUCAGGACAAAUGAUGACGAACGGAGAUGGGGAGUCUGACAGUCUAGUGAUGCCCAGCAUUCCAGAGACCCUGCUACAGGACUUAGGGGUAGAUCAGGACAAAACGGAACAAGAAGAGAGUCCUGAUCAGCUGUCGGAACAAGAAAUUGAAAACAAGUUCACAAGUCUUUCGCUGGCAUUUAAGACAGACAAGAUAACAUUGGAGAAGAGACUAGAAAUUCAGGAGAGAUCACGAGACAUAGCAGAGGAGAAUGUAGCCAAGGAAAUCAAAGGACUGAGAGAGGCACUUGAGCAAUUAAAUCAGAUCUGUGUGGACUCUCAAGUCAGGGACCUCCUUCUGAAGAUACAGAAACAUGUUACUGUGCUGGAACAGGCCAGUGCCAGAGUGUCCUCAAGAGCAGAGGUGUUUGGGGCAGUUCAACAGGAGAAGAGAAUGAGUAAGGCAAUAGAGAUCAUGUUGACUCACGUCGAUAACUUGAGAUUGUCACACGAGAGACAGACGGCCGAACUGGAGGAGGCCAGAAAAUUAAUUCAGGACAACAGACCCUUUGGUGGUAGCUCAGAUAUAGGAGAUUUUACAGGACUUUCGAGAAGAUCCGCCUCUGUGUGCCAGAGCAAUGCCUUUCUACCAAAAGGGGCUCGUCGCCGAGUUAGUGAUGCUACCUUGAAUCGAAGUGGGCUUCCCCACUCUGUCUCCAUGGACUGCAUUUCUGAGUCCAUGCAUGUAACACCACCCUUACGGAGGGAGUUGUCCAUUACAGAUGAGGAUGCCCGAUCCAAGUUUCAGCAGCUAGCAUCAGUAGCAGCCCUGAAGAACUCCACCACCUCAGCCUUUAGGAGGGCCUCCAUGAGUAAACAGACCAGCACCACGUCACUGUUAGGACAGAACCUCAGACUGUCCCAGGACAGUACCCAGUCUGAGAGCAAGUCCUCAGGAUCCGGCUCCAAGCAACAUUCAGUGGAGGAGGAAGCAUUUCAGAAAGGGUUUGAGCAAGGCUACAAGGCUCAGAUUACAGGACAGUUGAAACAGUUACGAGAUCAGCAGAACUCCAUCACGGACUCACUGGAGGAACUCCGGGACAAGUGUGAAGAGACGGAGGAAGAGGAUACAGAGGAAGUAAGCUUGCGAGACACCAUCAUGACCAAGUUCUGGGAACAUGUACCUGAGUGGGAGACAGCCAGUAAGAAGCUCCGACUGGCCACCGUCAUCUUCUUCCUGUUUCUCGCCGCAGUCAGUGUCAUCAUGUCCUUCUUCCCCGUGGGGUACGCAGCGGUCCAGGUGUACCCAGAGUACCACCAUGUCAACCCCCCACCUGUCUGACCUAGUGCUAUUUAUAGUAACAGCAAUAGCAGCAAGCCAUCUUUUAGUGCAUUUUUAUUACAAGCAAUAUAAUGAUGUUUAAUUUCCCAUUUAAGUAAGGUUUGAGUAUACAACCAUUACAUUGAAUUUUAUUUUUCUUUUUUUUUAAUAUAGUUAUAAGCUAAUUUUACAGAUAUCUAUUUGUAAACCGGAUAUCAAAUUUAACUAAUCAAAAUUAUAUUGAUGGCAAUUGUUUUAAAAUAUACAUGUGGUCCCAUGAUUUGUCACAUUUCUUGCCUUAAGAUGCAUAAGUUGCUUCUUGUUCCAAUUACUAAAUGAACAGAUGUUUUAAAUUGAGAUCUUUUAAUGAAAUUCUCGUGAAUUUUUGUUUUAUUUUUUUAAUUAAUUUUUCAAUUAUUUGAUGUGUACAAAAUGUUGUGUACACUAUAUGAGAAAUUAAGAGUCCCAGACAGGUGGCCCCAUUCCAUCUGUUCAUUUUUUGUCUUCUUAAAUAUAUAGAAAUCCACCAAUGAUAUGUACACUGUAGUCAAAUUUAUUGAUAUUUUUAUGUUGAUUGAACACAUACAUGUAUGUAUUGAAGGUGUAGAAUAUUUUAUUUGAUAAUGAAAUGUGCCAAAGAGUAUGCUUCUUAAUAUCAAUUAUCUAUGUGUACAUGAACUUUUGUAUUUUUAGAAAAAGUAAGUGUUUUACAUCUGAAUUAGACAAGACAGAGAGCUGACUUGAUCAAGGGAGAUAAUACAUACAAUUGCUACAUUAAGCUACCCACCUACUGGUUAUUUAUAGGGCAGAUAAAAAAAAAAAAUACCAUCUCGAUUCUUAGGGUUUCCAAAAAAAAUUAUGCAGGUACAUAUUUCAGACAUUUUUGUUCUUUUCUUAGACUACAAAGAAAUACAUUUCUCCAAUAGUUUUUAAGGACUGUGUGUGAAUAAAAACAGAUAUAUGUCACGAACUGUUCACAUAUACAUUUGCAUUGUACGUGUAUUUGUAGCUAGGGGUGCCUAUAGGAAUGGUUGAAGUAGCUGUAUUCUAUUCUUUAAAGAUAUGAAUACAUGCAUACUACUGAUUAAUAAUGGAAUUAGAAUACCUGGUUAUUGAACCUUCUGCAUUUAUUAUAUUCCAUAAAAUUCUUCAUUAACUUCCUCAAACAGCUUGUUCCUAUGUUGUUGAAAAUUGAAAAAAUGUACAUGUAAUUUGAUCAAUAACCAGGCAUAUAUAGGAAUGAUAAUUACAUAUGUACAAGUGUGUCAUUUUAAGGUGUGCAUUAUUUUUUAGAAAAGUGGCAUUACAUUCAAAGAACUUUAAGAAAGCGUAAAUUUGCACAUUAUAAAAUUUGUGUAUGGUAAUUUAACAUUGCUGGCAUUGUUUUAAGUGUUACAAGGUUUUAAGUAAUUGAUGAUUGCGUAAAUGGAUCAGUGCAGUAUCUGUUGUUUAUUGAAUUUCAGUUUUGGCUGUGAUCAUAAUUUAUCCAUUUAACAACUUGUUGAAUAAAAUAAAAUUAAAAUCAA
Messenger RNA from Saccostrea echinata, 6272 nucleotides. RefSeq lists its product as uncharacterized. The transcript has 37 exons. The record is from RefSeq and is a predicted model, not a curated record. Lineage: Eukaryota; Metazoa; Mollusca; Bivalvia; Ostreida; Ostreidae. Bases 1 to 4767 code for a protein of 1588 amino acids.